CGUUUAUAUCGCAGUUUCGUUGGCGUAGUCGCAGAAAACGUGGUAACAGACGAGCGGACAGCGGACUUCUUCUUCUUCUUCUUUAUAACCUCCACUGAAGGAGAUGAGUUACAUAGCCUCCAAGUUAAUGUAAAUCCCUCAUCUGUGGUGCCGACUGCUGUUUAUCACAUUAGUAGGGGAGAUAACGAGAGGUCUAACAAAAGAAAUUUACGUUACAUUUUAGCCAUGAACAAUAUAAUGUUGAACCUUGACCUCUUGAGUGCAGUUAUAGUUGAACCUGAAGGUGCAUACUUCCGUCCAAUGUUCAGCGCUUCAACAAUACGCAUGCAGGAAUAUCAUUAUUUUAGGUGGCAUUCUGUAAUAAUAUUAAUCACAGAAUAAUAAUGUGUUCAUCAUUCAAAAAUUUCAACUUCUGAAGUUUUUCUCGAGCGAAGGUACUCUGUUAUACCUCCAACAACAACCAGGUGGUCAUCAGUAAGAUUGACAGCAAAGCAGUAUGAUCUCUUGUUCUUCAUCUGAGUAGCCACAGUCCAAGAGUCAGUGUGUGGGUCAUAUCUGUAGACAUCAGCAGUCGAGUUGUGAGCAAAAUGAUCAACUCAACCCACAGCCAGCCGCCGGUCACCACGGAACGAGACAAGUGUCG
Molecule: messenger RNA, 643 nt
Organism: Geodia barretti
Lineage: Eukaryota; Metazoa; Porifera; Demospongiae; Tetractinellida; Geodiidae
Source: the annotation of a GenBank genome assembly